UUCUUUUCAAAAUUUCAAGGUUACAAUGAGUGAAUCUGGACGAAAUCCUCAUCCGCCAAUUACACUGGAGAAUGAUGAUACUUUAUCGUCGUUUCCGAAAAAGGAGCACAAAGUAUUCAAACUUCCACCACAUUUGGCACGUUUAAAAGAUCCUUGGAAUAAACUUAACGCUCACCAUACUCUUUCUAGCUUCAGACAUACAAUCGAUUAUUAUGACCUAGAGGCUCCAAACGACGAUCUAGACUUCAGGCUCAAAGCAUAUUAUGACCACAAUAACCAUUGGUGGAAGUCAAACGCAGAGGCUUUGAUACAAUUAGAAACGCUAAAUAAGACGAAGAGGUUGAUCAAGAAUCGACCUCCAAAACCUGUAAUUGUACGUCCUCCACCAAGUCAGCCGUUUACAAUAUGGACAAGUGAUUAUAAAGAACGAUUGGAACAUGUUUCAGAAGCAAUCGCUGCAAGUCAUACUCAGGCAACAAAUGGUGGUUAUUCAAGAAAACCGGAUGGUAAUAAAUUUCUAGCUUGAUAACUGGAUUAAAAUGAAGAUGAAGCAUAUAGUUCAUAUGAACUGAUAAUUAGUGAAAAUUAUUUUCUAUUAGUUAACUUUUGAUGCAUAUUAUUUUGAUUCACAUUUUGAUUCUGGACAUAAAACUUUUCAGAUUGCCUUGCUUGAUUAAUUGUAGCUUGAUAUUUCAUAGAAUUUAUUUUUCAGAUUUUCCACUAUCCUUAAUGACCUUUAAUCUUCUAUCUGUUUAACUUGAUAAAAUUGUAAGAUUAUGAAGUUCAUUAAUUCCGAUGAUAUUCCUUUUGAUCAAUAGCACAAUUAUCAUGGAAAUCUGUCAUGGGAUACUAAAUCCUGUUAGCUCAAAGAGCCCAGUAGCCAUUCAGACGACAAAGAUGGCAAACCUAUUUUAUCCAUAAUUUCUCAAUAAUAUCAGCAAUCUUAUCCUAAUAAUUAUUAUGUUUUUUAAAAUAUUGAAAUGUAAAAAAACGUAUGACUUUCGCUAAUUUAUCGCGCCUAUGGUCCAAGGAACAUUUAACGUUUGUCUGUCGAAUAGCC
Messenger RNA from Schistosoma turkestanicum, 1060 nucleotides. NCBI's taxonomy places the organism in Eukaryota, Metazoa, Platyhelminthes, Trematoda, Strigeidida, Schistosomatidae. The record is from the annotation of a GenBank genome assembly.